AUGAAGUUUGGGAAGGAGGAGCUGGAGCCCAACAUGGUUUUGGAACAGGCGCUUAUUGAGCGUUCGGCUCGCGGGUCAGGAAAUUUUUCGAGGGAGGAAGAACUUGAUGCGGUCGUGUCUGCCAAAGCCUUGAAAGCUGUGGGUGACGUAUUUUCUGAUGCCGGCAAUGCCAUUGCCGGUGGGGUUGAGACUGCUGGCAAUGCAAUUGCAACAGCUGCCAAUCGAGCUGCGAAUACCCUUCAGCAAGCAGGCAUGGCCAUUGGCAGCGCUGUCGCCAAUGCAGCCGUUGUGGUUGGCAAUCACGUUGUCAAAGCAGCAGAAACCCACAUUGCAGCCUUGCCGGCAGCCAUCCAAAAUGCAGCCAACGACAUUGGGAACGCGGUGGUGCAGGUCGGAAAUGUCAUUUCCGAUGUGGGAGAGAUUGCUGCAGAUGCGACACUUGACUUGGGAGGGGAUGUCUUGGAGAGGGCCCAGAGGUCUCUCCAAGAAGGUGUGAAGUUGGCAGAGAAAGUCGGAAAGUUCAUUGCUGAGAAAGCGCAGGCCUUGGGAGAAGCGGCAGUUGGCAAACUGGGGCCGUUGGUUGCGGGUUUGGCUGAAGCUGCUUGGAACCAGAUCAAAGGCUUCCUCAGCUGUUUCUCAGAGUCCCUGACCUUGUGCCACAUCCUCCUUGGAGGCGUGUGCGAUUGCAACAGCGGGUCGCACUUCACUCCAAGCGCAAGUGGGUUCUCGAUGAGGUGUGUCUUUGAUUCGUCCUCCGACUUUGCCUCGGGCUUCGGGAUCCGGUCGGUACCUGCGCAGUCGUUUGGUGGCAAAAACCCUGCUACUGGUCGGGUGAUUCUGCCGGGUGAUGAAUAUGUGCAGGCUUAUAAGAUGGCGGGUCAAAUCAUGAGAUCCCGGGAGGCCUUGAAGUCGAAGAAGGCCAAAGCACCCACAGGUUCUUGCGAGACUGGCUUGGAUUUGGCCUUUGAAGGUGCCACGCAGUUUGCCCCAGACCUUUCUGUCAGCAUGAACUUCAACGGUGACACUACGAUCAGCAUUAAGGGCCUGAUCCGUGCUUCCAUCGAUGCGUUGGUCUCCGCUCAGGGCUCUUGCGCCUUCCAUGCCGAGAGGGGCAUUCCGAGGCUGCCCAAAAGCAAGGUCAUUUGCGGCGCGUACUUUUGCCUUGCAAUCAUGCUUCAAGUUGUGGCCAUGAUCGACAUCAAGGGCGUGCUGACGGGCACGCUCGAAGUCUCGGCGGAUGUGGACUUUGAGAUUGAGGGCACCGUCACUGUUAACCCACAGGGUAAGGCGACUGCAAACUUCAAAAAUCCCUCCAUCAAGCACCAGGACGGUUUUGCACUUGGAGCAAGCGCAUCAUCCUCGGUGCGUGUGGGGAUGGGCCCAGUGCUCACAGUCUGGCCGGUGCCGGGGAUCCCCAUCAAUUUCAAUGCGAUGAUCAACGCCGAAGCCAAGGCCAUGGGCACCCUGAGCUUCCGAAGCGGCAUGUUCUUAGUACAAGAAGACAGCCACAAAGCUGACUCCGACAUGAACUUGAGCAUGAACUUGAGCUCUGAAAGAUCCAAUGAGAUCGGGAUGUGCGGCGCGGCCGCCUUGAGCACUUUCGCCGACGUGGACAUCACAAGCUUUGCGCUUCCACCCUCGUUCCGGUUUGCAAUGUCGACCGCCUUCAUCAUGGAGCAAAUCUCUGCUGCGAUCAUAGCAGGUGCCACAGCCAUGACAAGGCUGAUCACAGGUGCUAUGGCCUGUGUUCCUGGGGGGAAUGCCGUGGAGAACGCAAUCAUGUCGGCGGCCCACGAAGCGGCAUCUACAAUCACAGCCCUUAUCCCAGACUUGAACCUCGACUUCUCAGUGAAGUCCAUCCAGCUAAUGGCCCCCGAGAAGCUUUGGUGCAAAGAGGUCUUCAAGACUCCUGGCUUUGAUGCUGCCCCCUGCGCGGCGGAGAUCGGCUGCAAGUUUGCUGGGAGGACCUUGCCGCGUGGCGUCGAGGCACCGCCUCCGGAGCAGGUGAGUCACCAUGUGCAAGCGACUGGGGCGUCCGGGUCGUGCCACGACAUUCCAAUGGGCGAUCGGUUCAUUCAGCUUGGCAAUUUCCGCUUAGCCGACAUCGACGGCAACCACUUCUCGAUCUCGCACAAGGAUGGACAGACGGCCCAGAUCUUCCGGAAUGAUGGCACUUUGCACCCCGGCCCUCGCACGGACUGGGGCAGCUGGGGCAGGUCAAUCGGGGCUUCAAAAGGGAUCCACUUCGGCUUCCAGUACAUCCAGAUCGGCAACUUCCGGCUGGGUGCUGUCGACGACACGCACUUCUCACUGUCGCACAUUGGUGGCCAGACUGCCCAAAUCUACAGGAGUGAUGCCAUGUUGCAUCCUGGGCCACGCACCGAUUGGUCGACCUUCGACCGUCCUGAAGGUGUGCCAGCUGGCAUCAGCUUUGGGGACAGGUUCAUCCAGUUCGGCAAGUUCCGAAUUGGUGAUGCCGAUGGCAACAACCUGGCCGUAACCCACACUAAUGGGCAGGUGAUUCAACUUUAUCGCCAUGACGGUCUCGCAACCUCCUCCAAUUCCCUGGGCGCGGGAUUGGCGGGGGCCGCAUCGCUGGGGCUCGCGGUCGCCCUGGUCGCACGGUUCGCCGGGCAGCGCGCCCGCUACGCCGGAUUGUCAGCGCCCAAACACUCGGUGAAUCGCCGUGGCCCAGCUUCAUGGACGUGCAAGGACAUUGCAGAGAUGGCCUUCGGAGUGUGCGACCCGGACUUUGGUACCUGGGGAGACCGCUUCAUCCAGCUGGGAGAGUGGCGCCUGGCGGCAAUGGAUGAAACCCAUUUUUCGGUGUCUCACAAGAGUGGCCAGACUGCGCAAAUCUACCGCAGUGAUGGCACGCUGUUUCCUGGGCCACGCACUGACUGGGGGUCCUGGCACAGACCCAUCGGAUUUCCUCAUGGCAUUACUUUCGGAGCUGGCUUUAUUCAGAUCGGCAAGUUCCGGCUUGGGGCGGUGGACGACACGCACCUCUCCAUCUCCCACCGCGAUGGACAGACCUUGCAAAUCUUCCGCUCUGAUGCAACUCUCCACCCUGGACCAAGAACUGACUGGGGCCUGUGGCAUCUCAGUGCUGGGCCAGCAGCAGGCGUCACGUUUGGCGAUAGGUUCCUGCAACUUGGUAAGUUCCGAGUGGGCGAUGCUACUGGCGUCCACCUCCUUGUCACUCACCUCGACGGCGCAACCAUUCAGCUUUAUCGAUCAGAUGGCACGCUGCACCCCUGGGUGGGGCCGGAAUGGGCUGCCAAGGUCAAUGUUCGCUAUGCCCAGUUCCACUGUGGAGGCAUCCAGACAGUCAUGCGCACCUGUCCUGGAAUUACCACAGGGGACAGAUUCCUGCAGCUGGGUGACUGGCGUUUUGCCGACAUUGAUGGGAAUCAUUUCAGCAUCUCGCAUCGCGCCGGCCAGACGGCCAUGAUCUAUAGAAACGAUGGGGCUCUCCAUGGAGGGCCACGGGGAGACUACGGCAGCUGGGGCCGUGAGUCGAAAAGGAUCGGCUCGGGCGGGACAUCUUUCACUCAGCAAUCCAAGUUUCCUGGGAUGAAGCACUUUCGGCGGUUUCAGAGGCAUGUCAUUCCCCACAUGAACGCUGUGCAAAGGGUGAAGUUUGGAGAUCGUUUCAUCCAAUUCGGGAGCUUCCGGAUGGGUGCGGCUGACGAUACUCACUUUUCCAUUGACCACAAAGAUGGGCAGACUAUUCAGGUCUUCCGUGCUGAUGGCACCUUGCACCCUGGACCUCGCCCAAACUGGCCCUUGUCAUUGUGGAACCGACCCCUGGAUGUAGCGCAAGGCAUCACAUUUGGGGACCGCUUUGUGCAGAUUGGCAACUUCAGAGUUGGAGAUGUGGAUUCUGGACAUUUUUCAGUGACGCAUGUAGGGGGCCAAACCAUUCAGAUCUUCCGAUCAGAUGGCAGGGUCUUCCCAGGCCCUCGCACGGAUUGGACUACGUUCGGUCGUGAGUUGUUGGAUUGCACAGUGGAGUAA
This is a messenger RNA of Symbiodinium pilosum, 4020 nucleotides long. Lineage: Eukaryota; Dinophyceae; Suessiales; Symbiodiniaceae. The record is from the annotation of a GenBank genome assembly.